Molecule: messenger RNA, 3135 nt
Organism: Chaetomium fimeti
Lineage: Eukaryota; Fungi; Ascomycota; Sordariomycetes; Sordariales; Chaetomiaceae
Product: pleckstrin domain-containing protein
Exons: 5
Coding region: 1-3135 (1044 amino acids)
Source: RefSeq, a predicted model, not a curated record
AUGUCGGACAGGACUCGGACGCGCCGAGAGCGCACUUUCGUAGGGAGCGAGUGUGCCGUCUGCGAGGAACCCCUCGAACACACCCUCCGCGGCGAGAGGAUAUUACAAUUUUCAUGCUCGCACGUCUCGCACGAGGCCUGCUUUUACGAGUUCAUUCGGGAGUUCGAGUCACAGUACUGCCCGUCGUGUAAUGCACCACUACAUCUCGAUACGAGCCGCGGCGGCAAUGUCCUGGAUAUCGAGAAAAUAAGUAGCAUGGUACGCGCGGUAUCUGUGAAUGACACACGGUCCCAAGCUACCCCAACACCUACGCCAUCACAUUGGGACGACCAACAAGGACGGCCUAGUCCCAGUGGGCACGGUCACGAUAGGCACCCCGGGCACGCUGGAUCCAGCGGACACGUUGGACCCAGUGGGCACAGCGGUAACAUGCGUGACGAUCGCGACAGCCGUGAUGCUCAGUCAUCAGAGCAUCGCUAUCAUGGGCAACGACAUGCGCGGAACGACAGCGAGGCCACAGGUGUGGCAUCUUCUGGAGGAUACCCGGAGACAACCCAGAGCGGACCGCCACGACGGCACGACUACGACGUCCAAGCCAUGGAAACGUCAUUAUCAAGCCCGCGGGCGGUAACACGAAACCCCAUACCAGCCCCGACCGUGACAGUUCGGUCCGAGUUUCCGACAAUUAACAGAUCACGGCAACAACAAACCCUUACGUGCCUCGUCACCAUCGAGGUACCUGACAACAAAUGGCGGCCAGAUCCCGAGGAUUUGCAGAGUGCACCACCGCCCCAAGCGCCGCCGAGGGUGGAAGAACCGGUACGGGCACCAUCCCCAGCUCGCAGCGCCCCCCGGUUUUAUCCCUACGAAUCCCCCGAGGUGCUUCUCGAGAUGACCGAGAACCUACGGAGCCGCGUUGAUAACUGGCAUGGCCUGGACUUUGGUCGGUUCGGAAAGCUUCGCCUCUACGGCACUCUCCGUGUGGGCAAGGACAAGAAGUCAUGGCAGGAGCUGGAAUGUUUUCUCUUCGCCGAGAUGCUCAUCUGCGUCAAGGAAAAGAAGCACCCCCACCCGCAGCAAGAACAAUGGGACGAUAUCGCCUCGCGCAAGGCGACCCGCUGUACGCUGAAGGGGUCUAUUCUCAUCAAGAAGCACCUCAAUGAGGUGUCUGAAACCGGCAACAUCGACGAGAACGUUCUAACCCUUAGCCUGUCGGUCGCCGAGCUGCCGCAAUUUCACCUCCGGUUCGAAAACCGGAAUCAGCUCAAGCUAUGGCAGCAAGCCCUCCUCGAUCUCAACGCAGUCGAGACAUCACCAGUCCGUAGCCCCGACUACGACCGAGGCGAGUUUUCCGAGACGGAGGAGGAAGAGUGGCAGCGAUCAGGCCGCCCACAACGCGUGUCAUCGCUAGGCUCGUCGUGGGGCGGUGCGAAAUCGGCCACAACUGCUCCCACCGAGUACACCAGCCUUGCUCGGAGCCCGUUGCUCCCGUCGAUUCACGUGCCCGUCGACGUGGUGGUGGUGGUCCCCAUCUCGGCGUCUAUGCAGGGGGUCAAGAUCAACCUCGUGCGUGACGCUCUCCGAUUCAUGGUGCAGGCGCUCGGGGAGCGCGAUCGCAUGGGCCUCGUGACGUUUGGAUCUUCGGGUGGCGGUGUCCCCAUCGUCGGGAUGACCACCAAAGCGUGGUCCGGUUGGGGGAACGUGCUCAACUCGAUCAAGCCCGUGGGGCAAAAGAGCCACCGCGCGGACCUUGUCGAAGGCGCCAACGUGGCCAUGGAUCUGCUGAUGGGCCGCAAGUACAACAAUCCCAUCGCCACCAUUAUGCUCAUCAGCGAUGCCUCGACAUCCGACGCCGACAGCGUCGACUUUGUCGUGUCACGGGCUGAAGCUGCCAAGAUUACCAUUCACUCCUUCGGCUUGGGGAUGACGCACAAGCCAGACACCAUGAUCGAGCUCUCUACUAGGACAAAGGCGUCAUACACGUACGUCAAGGACUGGAUGAUGCUCCGUGAGUGUCUGGCUGGGUGUCUCGGUGCGAUGCAGACGCUGUCACACCAGAAUGUGAAACUGAAGCUCAGGCUUCCCGAGGGAUCGCCAGCCAAGUUCCACAAGAUCAGCGGCGCGCUCCAAAUCACAAAACGGGCAACAGGGCGCGACGCCGAGGCGUCUCUCGGUGACCUCCACUUCGGCGACAAGCGAGACAUUCUGGUACAACUCGUCAUCAUACCGGACACGUCGUCGCAGGAGCAACUUCCCCAGGACCCCUGGGACAACAUCGUGUCGGGGCUCGAAGCGCUAGGGGGGCCAAUGGACCAGGACGAGCAACGGGCGGUCUCGGUCGAGGAGGUGCCGCUGAUCCAAGCCGAGAUCAGCUGGGGCGACAUCCUCCGCGACGGGUCAUCCCAACACACCCGACCCAGCCUCCUGGCCAUCACCAUGCUCCCGGCGGCGAACUCGAAGAAGCCGUGGGGGAACGCGCCGCCCAUCCCGCCACACCCGCAUGUCGUGCAGCGGCGCAUGGAGCUGCUAACCUCGGACAUGCUGACCCGCGCCCUCACGCUGGUCAGCCGCGGCCAGCACGACCGCGCGCACACGCUCCUAAACGAGACCCGCUCCAUUCUCAAGGGUCUCGGCAAGGGCGGCCUCCCCCCCGUCCCGCCAGCAACCUCCUCCAAAUCACAACCAUCGACACCCCACCCGGGAGGCCCCGACGGAUCCCCCACAGCCACCGGGACACCCGACCGCAAGAACUCCCCCUCACCAACAUCAGCACACGCCACCACCCCAGGCGGCCUCCUCCCGACCCCCUCCCUCCCGCGAACGCGGUCCAACGACGGGCUCGGCAGCCUGGGCGCAUCAUCGACGGGGAUCGACGCGGCGACGGUCGCGGCUCUCGACGCCGAGCUCGAGGCCUCGCUCGAGUGGAUCAGCCACCCGGCCGUCUUUGGGCGCGACAGCCGCAAGGCGGUGCUCCAGGCCAUCGGCGUCGUGAGCUCCCAGCGCGCCUUCACGUUCCGUACGCCCGUGGAGGGGCUGUGGGCGGGGCGGGUGGCCGGGGUAAGGCGGUUGACGGAGCGGAGUCGCGAGUGGAGGGCGGAGGGCGCGGGGGAGGGCGGGAUUAUGGAGGAGGCUUGA